Molecule: messenger RNA, 823 nt
Organism: Strongylocentrotus purpuratus (purple sea urchin)
Lineage: Eukaryota; Metazoa; Echinodermata; Echinoidea; Camarodonta; Strongylocentrotidae
Product: protein rolling stone-like
Exons: 1
Coding region: 1-702 (233 amino acids)
Cellular component (GO): membrane
Source: RefSeq, a predicted model, not a curated record
AUGCCACAAUAUUUGUUGUCGUUCACUUUUCAAGUUAUCCCUGAUGCCAUUGACGCCAAGCAAUCACCUAUCCCUCAGCCUUUCACUCGGGAAGCAAGAAAGGCUCAAGGACAGCUACAUAAAUUCCGCAAGAACCUACCCGUCAGUCAACCUGCCAAAGGUCUACUGUCCCCUGAAAAUGACAAUCCAUGUACACCACUGCUUUCCUCCAUAAAUCCUUGGUACUGCCAGGUCACGUGGAUCCUUUUUAACAUCAACACCAGUCUUGCCCCUAUCAUCAGCGUUGUCUACUGGUCACUGGUUCACGACUUCACUUCAGGUGACAAAACCAACAUCUUUUCUCUUGCAGGCAUCUCAAACAUCCAAGUACACGCCUUGAACAUUGUCGUCGUUUUCAUCGACCUCAUGGUGUCGGCCUACCCGGUCAAGAUCGUUCACUGUAUCUUCACAAUGGGACUCGGUUUAAUCUAUGUAGUGUUUUCGUUGAUAUAUUGGGCUGCAGGUGGACUGAAUCCCAUGAACGGCACCAGAGCUCUGUAUCCCAUCCUGAAUUGGGAGAAGAUACCUGGGCUAUCCUGUUUAUUUUUACUUGGCGUGAUAGUCAUCAUGGUGUUGGUGCAAUGUGGAAUAUAUGGGCUCUAUAGACUAAGGUUCUUCAUGGUUCAAAGGCUGUCGAGUACUUUGGAGUCAAAACAAAAAUGAAACAUAACUCUAACAAAUCAAAAGAACGUGUUUGUCGAUUGCACUCCGAUUACUGUCUUGUGUGAACUGUCCUGAUGGCUCUGCAAUUAUGAUUACCCCAUCAAUUACAAGGUACCCAUUU